This is a messenger RNA of Penicillium soppii, 639 nucleotides long. Its product is annotated as Sugar transporter. Bases 1 to 639 code for a protein of 212 amino acids. Gene Ontology annotation, molecular function: transmembrane transporter activity. Gene Ontology annotation, cellular component: membrane. NCBI's taxonomy places the organism in Eukaryota, Fungi, Ascomycota, Eurotiomycetes, Eurotiales, Aspergillaceae. Gene Ontology annotation, biological process: transmembrane transport. The record is from RefSeq and is a predicted model, not a curated record. The transcript has a single exon.
AUGAUGGAAGCCAUGCUAGGCAUGGCCAUCCCACAGUGGUAUGCUGAGCACUACCAAGGCGACAGGGCCAACUAUACUAUCAUCAUGUUUCCGUAUUUGUUCUGUAUGUUGAUUAACAUCAGCUGGGCCGUGUGCUCGUGGACCUAUGCAGCCAAGAUCUUUCCCAUUACGAUGCGAGCCAAGGAUAAUGCUCUGAUGACUGCUUUACUUUGGACAGCGUGUUAUGCCGUGGCACAGGCGACUCCACGACCGCAACAUCUCUACAGACCAUGCCACCAGAAUGGCAGUAUCGAGUCGCAAUAUCGUUCACAGCCGCGCGUCGAAGACAAUUACAUAGAGUUGUACCAAUCAUCGUCCUUUUCCUGGUGGAGUAAACUUGCCUGUCUCAUUGGCUCGAGGCCACUCGAGCCAUCACUGGAGUGCUUUCGUUCCCGCAAUCCAGUCACCGUAGGAGCGGAGGGUGAGCGGCUCGACUCGAUCGGCGAUGUUGGUGCUUCUAGUGGAAAUUGCCGCGCGGAUGAUAAAGCAGUUCUAAUUUUGGGCUCCGGCGCAGGUGAGCCUGUGGGUUGUCCAGUCAGUUUUUGUGGCAUGGAGCGCUACAGUAGCAAGCUUUGGGUUGAUCGCAACUACUGCAGGUGA